AGCAGCGAAAUUCGGGGCCAGCUGAGCAAUCACCGCUUGGCUCGGGGCUGAAACGGGAAGGAAAGGAGCAGCCAGCCAGGGCGGGCUUCCCAACUUUUUUUCUUUCAUUGCUUUAAAGUUUAUUUAUUUACUUCGUUAUGUGCUCCUUUGCCCCUUUUCCCACCCUCUUCGUCACUCCCUCGCCUUUCUUUUUGCAUUUGUGCUGUGUUUUAUUUAUUUAUUUUAUUUUUUUCUCGUUCUCCUCUCGCUCACUCCCUUCUUUCAAUGAACUUUGCACCCGAAGGGCGCACGCAGCGCUGUGGCUCGCCGAGGAGAGCCUCGAAAACCUCACGAUUCCCAAAACUCUUCCUUUUCUUUAUGAAAGUUGCUGCUGCUGCGGUGCUGGGUGAAUUUUCUUGCAGCUCCUCAGCCUGCCCCGGCUCCUUUCUCCCCCACUCCGGUGCCUCUGCCCCGUGCAUCUUCCUGUCCCCUUUUCCUUCCUUCACCCUCCUGCAAACCGCAAACCCUUUUCCCACCCACUUUUUCCCUACGUUUCCCCCCAGAUCUCCAAAACUCCUCACACCCGGGGGGCUUUGCUGGCCCCCCAACGCUCAACCCUCUCCUUGCUAUCGCAGGGUGCUCCGGCAGUCGCAGCGUCGGGACAGGACAGGUACACGUGAUCAGCGGGACCUGACAUUUUCUUGCUAGCCAUGGGGAAAGGAGACUACAAAAACACUCACCCUGACGAAAAAGAAGAACUGAACCCUCCCAGAGAUGAGGAAAAUCUACAUAAAUGCGCAGCACCAAUGCCUUCUGACGUGCUAAGCACUCCUGGAUCGGUGAACACUACGGUGCAAGAUGAGCAGAAUGGCCUCACCUCCCAAUAUGAGGACCCCGACCAGCCCCAGGACUCCCAGGACACAGCGGUGACCUGCUCUGUUGAGAUGCCCACAGAUGCUGCACCCACGGGCAGAAACAGGUCCCAAAGAUGCCUGGGCAGGGUUUGCACAACCAAGCGACAGCGGAAUAUGCUGAUAAUCCUGAACUUGAUGCUGAUUUCUAUCAUUGUUGUGCUGAUAGUAACCAGACCAGGGGAGGAGACAGCCCCGGAGCCGGCGUGCCCUUCCGAAUGGGUUGGGUACUGCAACGUCUGCUACUACCUGUCGGGGCAGCAGGAGCAAGGCAACUGGAGCUGGAGCCAGGAGCAGUGCUCGAGACACGGGGCCUCCCUGGUCGUGGUGAAUAAGGACCAGGAAUUGCAAUUUCUGAGACAAUUCAAAGACAACGGGGAUUCCUGGCUUGGGCUGCGGAGACGGGGUGAACUCCUGCUGUGGGUGGACGGCAGCAGCUUCAAUUUGACGUUCCCGGUGCAGGGCAGCGCAGGGUGCGUCUACUUGAAUGGCGAGGACAUGGCGACCUCAAGCUGUUGGCAGAGCCGGCCUUAUAUCUGCAGCAAGCCCCAGGCUGUGGGGGCAGCUCCUGAGAAUGGCUGCGGAGAAAGGACCUUCCCCGUGCUGGGCACUGGAGGCUCCUCUCAUUGAUGAAGGAUGAUGCUCUUCAGAAAUCUUUUAAAGUGUUUGCGUCUGUGGUUUUGAGGUCAAAACUGAAGCUUGGUGACUAAGGAUGGAACCUCAGAUGGAAGAGGUGCUGACUAACAUCAGAGCUGAACAAGACCCAAACCUUACGGACCAGACCUGGGGAUGCUGUUCUCCACAUCAUCUGAAGAGCAUCGACCACAUUGCACUUUGUUGUCCCCCAUUUUAUUAUUAUUGUUAUUAUUAUUAUUUUUAUAUGGACAAAAUGAUUUUUCAAGGUCUCUUCCAAUUACUAACUUUUUGUUAGUCUGUGAAAUAUAUAUUUAUACACGUAUAUACGUGCACGUGUUCCAUUCCUAUGGCCUUAGGGACAGUUUCCUGGGGGAUCCCAGCCAGUAAUUCCUUGAGCAGACAGAAGUUUGUUCUCCUGAAGUUCAGGGUCCUCUUUUUGGAAGCUCAGGGUCCUGACUCUGCUUUUUGUCAGACCCGUAUUCCUCAGGGUCACCAACUCCACCAGGUAGUGGUCGUCACCAGGCAAUCGUAACCUCCGUAAAGCUCUCUUCCACACUGGUGAGCACCAAGUCUAGUAAGGUUACACCUCGUGUCGGUCCUUCUAUUACCUGGACCAGGACGUUAUCCUCAACAGACUCCAGGAGUCUCCUGGAUUAUCUGGAUCUCACCAUGCUGCUAUCCCAGCAGAUAUCUGGGUGGUUCAAAUCCUCCUCAGGACAAGAGCUUGUGAUCACAACAGUUGUAGCUGAAGCAAGAAGACCUCACCAACAUACACAUCAGGUGGGCUGUAGCAGAUCCCAACCACCGGUCCUUUACCGGACCAAUCCUUGAUUUUCACCCACGAGCUCUCCACCUGGUCACGGCUGUUUCUCAGGAAGAGCUCUUCACAAUCUAUCCAAUUCCUAAUACAGGAAUUAUUUCCUCCCUUCUGAACAGUUCGUAGCCAUCAACAGCCACGCUCCAGUCAUGGGAAUCAUCCCACCAGCUUUCCAUGAUCUACAUCCAUGGUUCCCUACACGGUCUUCCUCUCAAAGACCACUGCCCACGUCCUGAAGACCCCUGCCUACAAUUCUUGGGAGGCUUUGCACAAGGACUGAUAAGCUAAUUAGCAUAUGAAGCGAGAGUGGGCGGGUUUAGGUAAUGAAUAUGUAUAGGCAUUGAUUGAAUAUUCGUUGUUUUUCUGUAUAAAUAUGAGAUAGUUUGUUACGUCGAACAUACACGUUGGGUGGAAGGAUCCCCUGUGCAUCCAGCACUGACAAUAAAGAACACUUCGUCACUUAGAAA
Anas platyrhynchos (mallard) is the source of this 2810-nucleotide messenger RNA. The record is from RefSeq and is a predicted model, not a curated record. NCBI's taxonomy places the organism in Eukaryota, Metazoa, Chordata, Aves, Anseriformes, Anatidae.